AUGUAUAAAAAUCAAAAACACUGGUUAAAUAAAGCCAUAACUGAUGGUCAUAUAGAUGUAAUCCAAAACACCUCUUUACAACAUGUAGAACUGAUUGCAGAAGGAACUUUUGGAAAGGUUUCAACUGCUUAUUUGCCAAACUUGGGGAACUUAGUAGUUAUAAAACCUUUGUUUGAUCAUAAUAUUGAUUUAAAUAAUAAUAAUGAUCCAUAUUUUUCAAAUUAUCAUCAAUCAUAUAAUGAUUUUGUUCAAGAUAGAUAUUUUAUGGUGUUGGAACAUGCAAAUGGCGGUACACUUGGAAAUUAUUUGCUUAAAGCCUUUAAUUUAUUAGACUGGAGAUUAAAGAUUCAAAUGGCCAUUCAAAUCGUUGAAGGAAUAAAAUUUUUACAUGAAAAUGGAAUUGUGCAUCGUAAUUUGCAUCCAAACAAUAUAUUAAUAAAUAAUAAUGUGUUGAGGAUAACAGAUUAUGGGUAUCCAAUAAAUUCGAAAUAUUGUUAUUCGUCAAAAAAAAUUACAACGAUUCCAUAUAUCGAUCCAGCAUGUUUAAGCGAAAAAAUUUGCGACGAUAUUCUUAAAGGAAAAAGAGAAUUACCGAUAAACAAAACCCCCAUAGAAUAUAUAGCGUUGUAUGAAAGUGCAUGGCUUGGAGAACCGUAUGAUCGGUCUGUGGCUAGUGUAAUACUUGGAAAACUUUUAAAUAUGAAAUUAUUUCCCGUUUACACACAACUACGCUAUACUGCCGCUGCUAUUGCUAAUCAACGUCGUUUUUCCACAUUCGAUGUUCGCAAUAACUUUAAUAACUACAAUAUUGUUAAUAAUAGUAAUCAUAGAAAUACUAUUUACACAGAAUCGGACAUGAAUAUUAUUACGAGCAAUGCCACAAUUCUAAACAAUAAUAGUUCAAAUAAUUCAUCUAAUAUAAAUACGCCUCAUAGUUCGGGUGAAUGGUAUCAAAUACAAACUGCAGCUUCUUCGUCAUCUUCUAUUUCAUCACCUCCUUAUAAUAAUAGUCAUUAUAAUUACCAUCAUCACAAAAAUAAUAAUCGACAAAAUCAGUCAGAAUACAUCAUCACUCCAAAUGAUUCAAUAGUUUCAUCACCGACAAAAAUCGCCAGUAUUGAUAAUAAUGAUGAAUCGAGAACAUUGCCAUCGAGAAAGAAAUCUUUUGGUCCUCGUGUUCCUUCAAAACCGAUAACAUAUAUUAAUAGAUGUGAUGAAACAAUACAGAAAUAUAGAGAAAAUUAUGGGAAUCUAUUAGGUUUUGAAGAUCCUAAUGAAUGUCAUGCAGGCCUUCAUGCAGGAAUAGGAGACGCAGAAGGAUUAUUAUUUCACCUUGAUACAAAAAAUGAAGAAACUGAAGAACCAUAUCCAUUUGUUCAAUCCCAUGAAAAGCUUUUAAUAAUUGCAGCAAGGUAUUGUCCUGGGCAAAAUAUCGUCUCAAUCUUUAAUGUUUUAAAAAAAAAAGGAUCAAAUUUUGGCGCAAGAAUGCAGUCAACUAAUAAAAAUGCACUACACUCGGUAAAAUAUGUUUUAGAUUCUAUAAAAACAUUAGUGAAAUAUGGAACCAAUAUCAAUGAAAUAGAUCGUGACGGUAGGACAUUGCUUUCUUAUUAUCUAACUGAAACUAUUGAUCUUGAAGUUAAAUUUUCAAUUAUCAAAACAAUAUUGGAAAAUGGAGGAGAUCCAAACAUCCCGACUGAUAUUUAUUAUGUGUCAGGUGAACAUUUCUCGGCGCCAAAUUCAUUAUUUUUCGCUAUUGGAUUUGAUUGGUCACUAAAAAUGUUCAAAUUGUUAGUGGAAAAAGGUGCUAAAGUAACAAAUGUAAUAAAUCAUUCAGGUGAUAAUUUGUUGUCGUUAACAGUUAAAAAAGAAAGAUAUGAUAUAUUAAGUUGGUUAAUGGAAAACAUUCAUGAUGAAAUAUCUGAAGAUGAUGUUAAAUUAGCAUUGAAACAAUGUUCAAAAAUUACAAAUAGAGAAAAAAAAUUAUUGAAAUCUUUCAAAAAACCUAAUCCAUCAGGAACAGCGUCACCACCAUCAAUGUUAAAAGUUAUUGGAAAAGGAAUAAAAAAUAUGUCCUUAAAAUCAGAUAGAUAG
Entrophospora sp. SA101 is the source of this 2094-nucleotide messenger RNA. Lineage: Eukaryota; Fungi; Glomeromycota; Glomeromycetes; Entrophosporales; Entrophosporaceae. The record is from the annotation of a GenBank genome assembly.